AUGGAGGAUCAAAAGCAGACGAGUUUCACGUUUGAGAUAGAUAACUUCUCGAAGAAGGAAGGUUCGAUACAAUCUCCAAACUUCUCAAGCGGCGGCUGCGAAUGGGUUCUUAAGGUUUAUCCGAAAGGAGAUGGUAUUGAUGAUGACUUGUCUCUGUACCUCUCCGUUGCGAAUCCUAAAUCAUUGCGAUUUGGAUGGAAAAGACGAGUUAAUUAUUCCUUCGUUCUGUUGAAUCGAUCAGGCAAAGAACUCUAUAGAACAGAUGAAGCUUGCAAAUUGUUCUGCUCUCAGUUCUCAUCAUGGGGUAUAGCAAUGGCUUUUACUCUUAAAAAGCUUCAAGAAAAAGAGUUUCUGGAGAAAAACAAACUGAUCGUUAGAGUCGAGGUAAAAGUAAUUGAAGUUAUUGAUGAAGGAGAUGUAACUGGGAAUGAGACCUUUGAUUACAAAGGUUUCCAAGUUCCAUAUUCUCAGGUUGCUCCAGUGAGUAGGCUUUUCGUGGAACACCCGGACAUUGCAGUGAAUUUCAAACUAAAGAACCAAUUGGUAAAGACGACAUACAUGAAUCUCGUCCUCGGCCUAAUCAAAACACUGAACAAGCCCGCACAUAGCUUCACCGAGACUGAGCUAAGCAAAGCUCAGAGCGAGUUGAUCGAGCUAACAGAAGCGGGCUUCGAGCUAGACUGGUUGAAAAAAAAGAUUGAUGAGAUUUCCUUGGAGAGGAAGAAAGAAAUUCCUGAUGGUUCUCGAGUCCGAGAACUCGAGGAAGAUAUCAAGAAUCUCAAAGCUGAACUGAACAACGAAAAGGUCAAAUCUGCAGCUAAAUUUUUGUCGCUAGAACAGAUGGUAUCAGAUCUCAAAGCCGAGCGGAGCCUUGUUGAGCGGAGCCUUGAAGACUGUUUUUUGAUUUUGGAAAAAACCAAGAGUAAGAUUCGGCAUACGAGAUCCUGUUAG
This is a messenger RNA of Arabis nemorensis, 951 nucleotides long. The record is from the annotation of a GenBank genome assembly. Lineage: Eukaryota; Viridiplantae; Streptophyta; Magnoliopsida; Brassicales; Brassicaceae.